Molecule: messenger RNA, 1054 nt
Organism: Papilio machaon (common yellow swallowtail)
Lineage: Eukaryota; Metazoa; Arthropoda; Insecta; Lepidoptera; Papilionidae
Product: selenoprotein K
Exons: 4
Coding region: 265-531 (88 amino acids)
Source: RefSeq, a predicted model, not a curated record
AUGUCAAUACCCAAUUACAAUUACUCAACUCAAUACAAUAUCUAACAUUUAUAAAACAUUGUAUUUUAACAUUUUUUGCAACUAAAAUAGCAAUAGCAAAUAGCAAUUCAUAUAAUCUGUGAAUCUAAUGCAAACCUAACCAAUAACCAAGUCCCAAGCCCAAGUUAUAAUCGUAUCGUUGAUUGGACUAUUGUUGUGGGCAGUUGAUCUAGAAAUUACCACUAAUUUGUCUUUGAAAAUAAUAUCUCAUUAUAAUCGUAAAACAUGGCGUAUGUAACUGGAGAUGGAACUGUUGUUGAUAAAACACCAUUCAGUGUUUUUGGAUGGUUUUGGGGCCUUAUUAAUUUCUUCUAUCUUCUAUUUCAGACUCUGAUCAAUCCAAACUACAGUAAGUAUGGGAACAAGUAUGUGACAGACUACAGGCCCCCGGGCAGUGGACCACCAAAGCCUCCUUCGCGAAAGUUUGGCGGCUUCGGCCCCUCCGGCUCGGGCCCCGCCCCUCCGCCGAUGGGUGGCUGCGGAUGUGGCUAGUAUUGCCACUACAUUGCAUACAUCCAACAAAUACAAAUUCAAAUAAUAACGGUGGUACGAGCCUUAUCAAAUAACAAACUAAAUUAAACAAUAUAAAUUCAUUUCCCUUGUAACUUUUAACUCACAUUUAUUUUUUUACAUCAAUUAGUUAGCUAUAUUAAAAGAUAUUAUAGAAGACAGUAUCUUCGUUUCUGGCCAAGUUCUUUUCCUAUUUUUAUUUGGAGAGUGGCUCUCCAAGUGGACAGGUUGGCCAAAUUAGUGGAUCUGGACUUCUAUUUGUACACUUUCUACAAACACUUGUGUAACAACACUAGGCUACUCUUACUUUUAUAAGAAGUUUUUAUCAAAUUACAAUAUUGCUGGCAAAUAGUUAUUAGUAUAUUUUUAUAUGAAAAUGAAGGAAGGAAAAGAAAAUGGGCAUUACUGUAAACACCGCCUUUGUUUUGUCUCAGUCACAUGUAUACUGAUCUGAGGAAUGUAAGACCCAUUCAGUUGAGUUGGAAACUAUGUGAUGUUAACAUGA